GCUACGAAGGGGAAGGGAUAGGCGGAAGGGCGACUCAAGUCUCAAGAUGGCUAAAUCCGCCGAACAGGAUUGCAUCGCCGCCCUCCUCCGUUUGGCGGCGCAGCUGGGCAUAUCCGAUUCGCCGCCCUCUCCAUCGCUUACUCUCUCCACUAACUCUGGCCAUGCUUCUUCUUUUACCUCCUCGUUUCCUUGUUUGGGUCAUUCCCUUUUCGUCUUCUACUUCCCCGAUGCCGGCGGCCGAGGACUGGCCGCUGCCCGAGACCUCGAGAAGGGCGAGCUGAUUCUAAGAGUACCAAAGGCUGCUCUUUUUACAACGGAUAGCGCGAUGGCUGAUGCCAAAUUGGCGUCUUGCCUUGAGAGGCAUCGACAUCGCCUCUCCCCCGUUCAGAUGCUAGCAGUAUCCCUGUUGGCUGAAGUGGGAAAAGGAAGAAGUUCUCAGUGGUACCCUUACUUGGAGAAUUUACCUCGUAGUUAUGAUACAUUAGCUAACUUCACCAAUUUUGAAGUUAAAGCUUUUCAAGUUGAAGAUGCUAUUGGAGCUUCUGAGAAAGCCAUUGCUCUGGCAAAGUCAGACUGGAAAGAGGCUGUUGGCGUCUUGAAGGAAUUGGACCUUAAGCCUCAAUUUUUAACUUUUAGUUCCUGGCGUUGGGCUUCAGCAACUGUAUCCUCUCGGACAUUGCACAUACCCUGGGACAGUGCUGGUUGCUUAUGCCCCAUCGGCGAUUUGUUUAAUUAUGCUGCACCUGAUGAAGAACAUUCUCCUGAAAACUCAGAAGAUACACAUCCUGAUGUCUCAGUACUGAGGUUAACUGAUGGUGGAUACGAGGAAAGUAAAAGUUCAUACUGCUUUUAUGCAAGAAAAAAUUACAAGCAAGGAGAGCAGGUACUUCUUGGGUAUGGGACCUAUACUAACUUAGAGCUUCUAGAACAUUAUGGUUUUCUAUUGAAAGAAAAUCCAAAUGACAAGGUGUUCAUUGACUUAAAUGGAGGAAUGUGCACAUCAACUAGUUGGCCUAAAGAUUCUCUUUACAUCCAACCGGAUGGAACUCCUUCAUUUGCCUUGUUAUGUGCUUUACGCUUGUGGGCUACUCCGGCAAAACUACGUAAGACAAUUGGGAGUCGAAUUUAUAGUGGAUCUUUAGUGUCGGUGGAAAAUGAGCGUUUGAUCAUGAAAUGGUUAGCUAAAUGCUGCACAUGUAUAUUAGGAAGGUUGAACACUACAAUUGGUGAAGAUAACAGGCUACUUAGCAAGAUUGACAGAAUGAUAGACCAGUAUUCUUGUCUAGGAUCGACAGAGACUCUCUAUCAGGACAAUGAAAUUAGGGACUUUUUUCAAGCACAUGGCAUCAAAGAGGAAGGGUAUGAUCAUAUUCAACUGCUGAAAGUUAGGAGGUAUCUGGAGAGAUGGAAAUUGGCCAUUGAAUGGAGGGUGGCCUAUAAGAAGAUUCUUCAAAGCUGUGUUUUUUACUGUGAAAACAUGGUUUGCUGCCUACCUAUCAAGCAUGCUUAACAGAUAGAUCAGUAUAUCAUGGAUUUCAUUGGAGAUAUUAAAGAUGUAUCAUCUUUACCGACUCAACUAAUUAUGGAGGUGGACGGUCUUCUCCCAAUUCGUCCAUUAGGUAAAUCCGGAAGCACGAGCAAUUUCUUAUUCAGCAGUCAACCACUUAGAUUUUUCAUCCAUAUUCAACUGACAACCAGCCAAACACUAGAAGAAAAGCAGAAUCUUCUCCUGCUUUAUAUGCAUAGGAAUUGGAUGUAACGUAAUCAUCUAUAGAGGAUCCAAUGAAUGUGCCCCUGGCAUGGUGCAGCUGCAAAAGCACAUUAAAAAAAACAAUGAAUGGAGAUCAUGCUUCAAAACUUUGUCCAUCAACAGAAUUAUUGUAUUUUAUAGCCGCCACUUUUGAAUUCUCAAACUGCAAACUUUACAGCA
Zingiber officinale is the source of this 1930-nucleotide messenger RNA. RefSeq names its product protein SET DOMAIN GROUP 40-like. The coding region runs from base 47 to 1510 and encodes 487 amino acids. The record is from RefSeq and is a predicted model, not a curated record. Gene Ontology annotation, molecular function: protein-lysine N-methyltransferase activity; protein binding. The transcript has 7 exons. Gene Ontology annotation, biological process: peptidyl-lysine monomethylation. NCBI's taxonomy places the organism in Eukaryota, Viridiplantae, Streptophyta, Magnoliopsida, Zingiberales, Zingiberaceae.